CGAUGUUACAUCUCACCCCAAUGUUGUAAUGUUUACCAACAUUCCGGCAUUCAAACAUUUGCUGCGCACGUGUUUUACAGCGUAAAAUGUUUAAGUUUACUUUUCAAAUAGAACCGGAUAAAGAAACACCAUCAGUCGCUUUAAAAGAUGAGGAAACAAAACCAUCUGCCGAAGCUGAUGAGAGCACCACCACCGUGGAAGUAACCACAGAUGUGUAUCCCUGCGAGGAGCUGACCUUCCAAUCCAGCGUUCAGGAAAGUCCUAUUAGUCCAGACGUAACGAGCACUUUCAGUCCGGCACCUGAUUAUUCGAUAGAUUAUCUGAACCAACUGGCUCUGUUGGAUGAAACGUUUGCCGACGAUAUAGUGACGGCAGAGUCCGACCAUUCCGAUCUGGUUCCGAAUCGGUACGAAGGUGGAUUGAAGGUUUGGGAAUGUACGUAUGAUUUGGGCGAAUAUCUAGCUGCAACUGAUGAGCGAAAGGCUGAACUUCAUGGGAAGAAAGUGUUGGAUCUUGGCUGCGGUGCGGGCAUCCUUGGCAUCGAAGCACUGCUGCUCGGUUCCAGUUGUGUACAUUUUCAAGAUUACAACAAAGAUGUGCUGACGAAGUUAACAAUGGUAAACUACGACCUAAACUGCCGGUUGAAUGAAACUGAUGCAGCAGCUCAAGAAAGCCCGACCGUCGAUGUCAAGUUCUUUUCGGGUGAUUGGGGAUGCUUUACGGACAAGUACAAACAUACAUAUGAUCUCAUACUUACCUCGGAGACGAUAUAUUCCACACAGAACUACACCAAACUGUUAACACUGUUCGAUCGGAAGCUGGUACCGGAUGGUGUCGUAUACAUAGCAGCAAAAACAUAUUACUUCGGCGUUGGUGGCGGUGUCCGGUUGUUUGAACAAGCGAUCGACAAGGAUGGUCGGUUUCGGCACGAAGUCGUAUGGAAGUGUGAUACGGGCGUAAAGCGUGAAAUUGUUCGCCUCACUCGGAAAUAGCAGUAGCAGCAAACAGGGCAAAGAAUGCUUCUAUUUUUGAAAGAUAUAUUUAAAAUAUAUG
Molecule: messenger RNA, 1053 nt
Organism: Anopheles funestus (African malaria mosquito)
Lineage: Eukaryota; Metazoa; Arthropoda; Insecta; Diptera; Culicidae
Product: histidine protein methyltransferase 1 homolog
Exons: 4
Coding region: 87-992 (301 amino acids)
Biological process (GO): peptidyl-histidine methylation, to form tele-methylhistidine
Molecular function (GO): protein-L-histidine N-tele-methyltransferase activity
Source: RefSeq, a predicted model, not a curated record